This is a messenger RNA of Hippoglossus stenolepis (Pacific halibut), 1026 nucleotides long. RefSeq names its product myeloid-associated differentiation marker homolog. The coding region runs from base 127 to 984 and encodes 285 amino acids. The transcript has 2 exons. NCBI's taxonomy places the organism in Eukaryota, Metazoa, Chordata, Actinopteri, Pleuronectiformes, Pleuronectidae. Gene Ontology annotation, cellular component: membrane. The record is from RefSeq and is a predicted model, not a curated record.
CUCACAAGAUGAGGAGCUAGGGAGGACGGGUUAUUCAAAAAUAAGAAAAAUAUUACAUCUGCAAAGACACACUAGUUAAGAGGUGAGAGAUUAAUUCAGUUAACUGAGCACAGGAUUACAGGCACCAUGGUUAUGCUGGACUUCACAACACUGACGGUGCCCGUGGGCAUUGUGAGGAUAUUCGAGGUGAUCCUGACCUGUAUCUCCUUCAGCCUGGUGGCGUCGGUAGGCCACAAAACAGACUCCUUCUGGACGUGGUGCAUGUUCACCUGGUGCUUCUGCUUCUGUGUCACCAUCCUCAUAAUCUUCCUGGAGUUCACCACCCUCAGCGCAAAGCUGCCCAUCUCCUGGGACGACUUCACCACCGCUUUUGCCAUGUUGGCUACUCUAAUGGUGCUGGCAGCUUCCAUCAUCUACCCCUCCUUCUUCACUUGCCCGACCUGCGGUAAACAAAUCGGCGCCACCGUCACUUCCUGUCUGGCCUUCAUCUUGUACGCCAUCGAGGUCGGGCUGACCCGGGCCAAACCCGGCGAGAUCAGCGGAUUUCUAUCCACGGUGCCGGGCCUCCUCAAGGUUCUUGAGGCCUUUGUGGCCUGCAUCAUCUUCAUCUGCUUGGACUACAACCAGUUCUCCGGGUUUCCCGGACUCCAGUGGUGCGUUGCCGUCUACUCCAUCUGCUUCAUUUUUGCCAUCCUCGUCAUCGUGUUCACCAUCUGCCGCCUCCUGACGCUCUUCCCUGCGCCGUUUGACAAAGUUCUGACAGCUUGCAAUGUGUUAGCGGUGUUGAUGUACAUGACGGCGGUGGUAAUCUGGCCGCUGUACAGCUUCCAGAACAACUCCAGACCCAGCUCCUGCUCAAUAAAUAGAUUGUGUACAUGGAAUAAUUUAGUAGUCAUCUCUUUCAUGACCUGUGUCAACCUCAUUGCUUACAUCGUGGAUACGGUUUAUUCCUUUAGACUCGUGUUCUUCAUCAGAAGAACAUAGAACAAAUGUUCCUCAUUUACAAAUAUUCUCGGUUGUAGUUGU